Molecule: messenger RNA, 2277 nt
Organism: Dovyalis caffra
Lineage: Eukaryota; Viridiplantae; Streptophyta; Magnoliopsida; Malpighiales; Salicaceae
Source: the annotation of a GenBank genome assembly
AUGUGGAGCCAUAUUGGAAACGCAACGAUCCCUCCCCGCCACAAUCUGAAGAAGGGGGACCUGCCAACCCCCUCCUCAUCUUUUUGGUCUGAUGCACCACCGGAGAGAAUGGAGAUAACCUACGCCUCUUCGAGUUCUCGUGAUCUUCCCACAAUCUCUGCUUCCUCCUCUUUAUCUUCACCCUCACCAUCCUCCAUGCCGAACCGAACCAUCAAAACCAUUCCCCUUCAACACCCAAGCUCGACGGCGUCUUCCUCCUCGACUCCCUUUCCUGGGGCCAUUUUUGCCAGAUGGACCGCCAAAAUAAAACGAACCGCCCCGACUGAAUGGAUGGAUAACUUUCUUCCUUGUUGCCGAUGGAUUAGAACUUAUAAAUGGCGCGAGUAUUCCCAACCCGAUCUCAUGGCCGGUCUCACCGUCGGCAUCAUGCUUGUACCCCAGGCAAUGUCGUAUGCAAAAUUAGCAGGACUGCAUCCAAUUUAUGGACUAUACACUGGUUUUAUACCGAUAUUCGUGUAUGCCAUAUUUGGGUCAUCUCGGCAACUUGCAGUUGGUCCGGUGGCAUUGGUUUCUCUGCUAGUCUCUAAUGUUUUGGGUGGAAUUGUCGAUUCAUCUGACAAGUUAUAUACAGAACUUGCAAUAUUAUUGGCAUUUAUGGUUGGAAUACUGGAAUGUGUAAUGGCACUUUUGAGGCUUGGAUGGCUUAUCCGCUUCAUCAGCCACUCUGUGAUUUCGGGCUUCACAACUGCUUCAGCCAUUGUUAUUGCUCUAUCCCAAGCAAAGUAUUUCUUGGGGUAUCAUAUUGUACGAAGUAGCAAGAUUGUGCCGUUGAUUAAAAGCAUAAUAUCUGGUGCACAUAAGUUCUCCUGGCCUCCUUUUGUGAUGGGAUCUUGCAUUCUUGCAAUACUUUUGGUCAUGAAGCAUUUGGGAAAAUCAAGGAAGCAGUUCAGGUUCCUACGAGCGGCAGGUCCAUUUACAGCAGUUGUUUUGGGUACAGUUUUUGUGAAAAUGUUUCAUCCAUCCUCAAUUUCUUUGGUAGGAGAGAUACCGCAGGGACUCCCAAGCUUCUCUAUUCCAAAAAAAUUCGAGUAUGCAAAGUCUUUAAUCCCGACAGCAAUGCUUAUUACUGGGGUAGCCAUAUUGGAAUCUGUUGGGAUUGCUAAAGCUUUGGCAGCAAAGAAUGGGUAUGAGUUGGAUUCGAGUCAAGAGUUGUUUGGUCUUGGUUUGGCCAAUGUCUUGGGCUCAUUCUUUUCAUCAUACCCUUCAACAGGCUCCUUUUCUAGGUCAGCUGUAAAUAAUGAAAGUGGGGCCAAAACUGGCUUAUCUGGAAUUAUAGCUGGAAUCAUUAUGGGCUGUUCUCUUUUAUUCUUGACUCCAUUAUUCAAAUACAUACCACAGUGUGCUCUAGCUGCGAUAGUAAUCUCUGCUGUGAUGGGCCUGGUAAGUAUGCUAAAAUCACAAGCUGAGGAGUUGGCUACAGAUUCUGUGGAUUAUGAUGAGGCUAUCUUCUUAUGGCGUGUAGAUAAGAAAGAUUUUGUUCUUUGGAUCAUUACCAGUACCACAACAUUGUUCCUUGGCAUCGAGAUUGGUGUCCUUAUUGGGGUUGGUGUAUCACUUGCUUUUGUCAUCCAUGAAUCAGCAAAUCCACACAUUGCUAUCUUGGGACGUCUUCCUGGCACCACUGUUUACAGAAAUAUUCAACAGUAUCCAGAAUCAUAUACUUACAAUGGAAUUGUGAUUGUUCGCAUUGAUGCACCAAUCUAUUUUGCAAAUAUAAGUUUCAUAAAAGACAGGUUACGGGAAUAUGAAGUUGAUGUUGACAAAUCUGCCAGACGUGGGCCAGAAGUCGAAAGGAUUCAUUUUGUGAUUUUAGAGAUGUCACCUAUCACAUACAUAGACUCCAGUGCUGUUCAAGCAUUGAAAGACUUGCACCAGGAGUACAAAUCACGGGAUAUUCAAAUCUGUAUUUCCAAUCCAAACCGAGAUGUUCUGCUGACCCUAACAAAGGCUGGUAUUGUAGAGCUUAUUGGUAAGGAGUGGUACUUUGUGAGAGUGCAUGAUGCUGUUCAAGUUUGCCUUCAGCACGUUCAGAGCUUAAACCAAACUCCUAAGAACCCAGAUUCAUUUGCUGAGGAUAAAUCAAGUUUAUUCCGAAGGUUAUCAAAGCAGAGAGAAGAGGAUUCAUCAAUUGCAGAGUUGGAGUCAGGAGAUAAAAACCCCUCAGUUCCCGAGUUUACUGAGCCGCACUUGGAACCGUUGUUGUCCCGAAAGUCUUGA